AUGGGGGUACACGGUCUCACCACAUUCCUUCGAGAAAACCGGCGCGUGUUGUCCAAACAGGAGACAUUCUCAAAUACACCGGGUAUUAGCACAAGGCCGCUUGUAAUUGAUGGUUGGUCGUUGAUUUUUGCUCUCUAUAAUGACUCAGGGCUUCCUUGGGCGUAUGGGGGAGAAUAUGAAGGAUUUGCCACGUUAGUAAAGAAUUUGGCAAGUGCUUGGAUUGCAGUCGGGUUGGAGCCCUAUUUCGUCUUCGACGGUCCUGUACCGCUUGCCAAGACUCCGACAACUCUUAAACGAUAUACCGAAUCUGGAAUUCAAAACUCAAAUAUCUUCUUUCGUACCUCUGCCUCUGCAAGAUCGACACCCAGCUUCCUAGCUUCGACGCGUAUCAUACCACCUCUCUUACUCGAGACAUGUCUUUCUGCUUUGCGCGCACUUGCAGCCUCAAAGGAACAUGUUUCUCUACGACCUCAUAUCCUCAUGGCGGAUGGAGAAGCCGAUCCAUACUGCGUAUCUCUUGCUGGAAAGUUAGAAAACGGUCUGGUAUUAGGGCUGGACUCGGACUUUGCGGUGUUAAGUGUUGAAGGAUACGGUGGAUACAUUCCUCUCGACGAAAUGACCUGGUCCUCUACCUCGGAUGAUAUUCCAAUAGCUCAGCCAGAAGAGGACAGCGACGGAUUUACAGCCGUCCAAACCAAACAACGUCCCAAACGCAAACCGAGCGGCCUCAUCCCACCCGCUUCUACUGGCGAACUAAGCCUAAGUGUAGCAGUUUAUCACCCCCAAAGUCUUGCAUCCUUCCUUAGUCUUCCAUCGGCUCUUCUACCACUCUUCAGUGCCCUGGUGGGAAACGACUUUUCCAACCCUCAGAACACAAGAAAGUUCUUCGAGCACCGGUCCAGUCCUAUAGAACGGAUAUGGAAAGUUGCUCGCUCCGUUUCUGCUGCAAUAAAGAAAUCAAAUAGUGGGGUGAAGGAAGGGGGAGAUGCAGUGCUCGAUGUUAUUCAGACGGCCGUGUCACACUUGCUUAUUCGUCCGGAUACAGUCGCAAGUGGGGAGAUGGAAACAAUCGUAGACCAGACGGUCGAGGCCGCUUUGGAGUGUACUAUUCCUGCUCCUUCGCCUUUGCCCGCUUCUUAUUGUGCGGUUCAUGCGGAAGGCGAAUGCCCACUCUCUUCCUUGUCCCCCGAACUACUGAGCGCGUAUAGGGAGGGAAACAUUCAUCCUCGAUUAGUGAAUGCCAUCACAACGGGAAUAGUAUUCCCCAAACUCUUUCUCGAGGAUCCGGAGCAAAAGGCUUGCGGCGCUGUGUGCAAGACAAUAUGGGACUGGAUAUGGGCGGUUUUCACUGCCGGGGGUCAUAUAUGCUUCCCAGCUACCGAGGACUCCGGUUCUACAAUUGGUGGGACCGAAUCUAGGGCUGAUGAUGAUUCAGAAUUGAUCAGCGUUGUCGAGGAAUUCACCGCCACGGAUCCAUCAGUUUCUUCCGAGUCCGAUGGCCUGGCGUCCGAGUUGAAGGAGAGACUCAAGGGGUUGGUUUUAGGCGAGAACGCUUCGGCUUCUACUCCUAGCCCCGAGAUAAAGUCCAUUGUGCAGUAUGCGAGGAGGGGAUUGAAACUCGACUGGAUCGAGAAAGAGCGGAUUUCUGUCUUUCUUCGAGGUACUCGGAGCCAUACUCCGAUGAUUAUCGAAGCUUUCGAAAAGGGCGAUAUAAAAGUCGAAAAGCUACUCUGGAUCUGUGUCAUUCGAUGCGUUGUACAGUCUUCGCCUUCCUUGGGUGGAAAUUCGGCCGCACCCGCCGUAGUGGGGAAAUGGCGAAAAUCAGAAGCCCGAUCAUUCAUCGGCUCUCUUUCAUUCGAGCCCGAGCCCGACUCCCCAUUUCCCCCUCUGGAUACACGAACCAUCCAACGCACUGCUCAGCUCUUGUACACUUUUGAUGCAAGCGCGAGAUUAGCCGAAGUACUGUACCUGUUUGGUGGGGAGGUUGGGAAGGCUGUGAGGAUGUUCAGUGGUAGGGCUGCCCAUUCUCAGCCCCAGGAGCGGGUAGACGAGAAAGCAUGGGAGCUGGUAUGUGAUGAGAUUGAAGAGGAUGUUUGGGCGCAUGAGCCCGAUAAGAUCAAGCAGAAAGCAAAGAAGAAAGCAAAGGCUGGUGGUAGACCUGCUCCUGCUAGUGGAAAGAGUAUGGGAUUUAAUGUUCUGGCAUCCUUAGGAAGUGAAUGA
This is a messenger RNA of Rhizoctonia solani, 2220 nucleotides long. Its product is annotated as XPG domain protein. The coding region runs from base 1 to 2220 and encodes 739 amino acids. NCBI's taxonomy places the organism in Eukaryota, Fungi, Basidiomycota, Agaricomycetes, Cantharellales, Ceratobasidiaceae. The record is from RefSeq and is a predicted model, not a curated record. Gene Ontology annotation, molecular function: hydrolase activity, acting on ester bonds. The transcript has 4 exons.